This is a messenger RNA of Girardinichthys multiradiatus, 3691 nucleotides long. It is a transcript of the gene plod1a, whose product is annotated as procollagen-lysine, 2-oxoglutarate 5-dioxygenase 1a. The transcript has 19 exons. The record is from RefSeq and is a predicted model, not a curated record. Gene Ontology annotation, cellular component: endoplasmic reticulum. Gene Ontology annotation, molecular function: procollagen-lysine 5-dioxygenase activity; iron ion binding; L-ascorbic acid binding. Lineage: Eukaryota; Metazoa; Chordata; Actinopteri; Cyprinodontiformes; Goodeidae. Gene Ontology annotation, biological process: peptidyl-lysine hydroxylation. The coding region runs from base 263 to 2461 and encodes 732 amino acids.
UGUCUUAAGACGUCACAACAACAAGACUGUAAUCGUUUUACAAUAAUGUGUCUGAUGUGAAGAGAGUAAAAGGCCCGCAGGUUAAAGAAAAAGGAAGCGUAGAAGGGUGGAGAGAGGCAGAGAGGCAGAAGGAGAAGUGUCCAGGCAGACCUGCAGGUUUAACAGUUAGCGAGGUUCACUGUCCGGGCCUAAGCUACAAAUAGGAAGUCUUCUAACGAUCAAACCGGGAUUCUGCUACAUAUUUUUCUAAACUCUGGUUAACAUGAACCACCUCUUUCUGUUUCUGCUUUCGUGCGUUUUUUUAUGUGCACUAUCCUCGCUGGCAAACAGUGAAAAUCAGCGCAUCCCGGACGAUAAACUUUUAGUUUUGACUGUUGCAACCAAGGAGACAGAUGGCUUCAUGCGUUUUCUGAGGUCGGCUAAACACUUCAACUACACUGUAAAAGUUCUUGGCCGUGGCGAGGAAUGGAGGGGAGGUGAUUACAUGUCGGCUCCAGGAGGAGGUCAGAAGGUGCGCCUCCUGAAAGCUGCUCUGCUGGAGAUAAAAUCUGAGGACCAGAUCAUCCUGUUUAUUGACAGCUACGACGUGGUUUUCACCUCAGGCCCUAAAGAGCUGCUGAGGAAGUUCCAGCAGGCUAAACACAAGGUGGUAUUUUCAUCCGAGAGCCUCAUUUGGCCAGACAGACAUCUGGAAGACAAAUAUCCCCACGUCAGAGAGGGGAACAGGUUUCUGGGUUCAGGAGGCUUCAUUGGAUACAUUCCCAGCAUCAAAGAAAUGAUCGCUAACUGGACAGGAGAGGAGAAUGACAGUGACCAGCUCUUCUUCACUAAGAUUUACAUAGAUCCAGCUAAAAGGAAAACUUUAAACAUCACUCUGGACACUAAAUGCAGGUUGUUCCAGAACCUUCACGGAGCUCUCGAUGAGGUGGUGCUGAAGUUUGAAGAUAGUCGUGUUCGCGCCAGAAAUGUGCAGCAUGAUACCUUGCCUGUAGUCCUUCAUGGGAACGGCCCAACAAAGCUUCAGAUGAACUACCUGGGAAACUACAUCCCUAACAUAUGGACAUUUGAGACUGGAUGCAAUGUCUGCCAAGAGAAUCUGCGUUCACUCUCAUCCCUGAAGGAAAGUGAAUACCCUCUGGUGGUGAUUGGCAUCUUCAUCCAGCAGCCUACACCAUUUGUCACCGUCUUCUUUGAAAAUCUUCUAAAGCUCCAGUACCCAAAGAACAGGCUCAAACUCUUCAUUUUCAACCAGGAACCUCAUCACGAGCAUCAGGUUAGCUCCUUCCUGCAGGACCAUGGAAGCCUAUAUCAGGAUGUGAAAUCCAUUCGGCCUGAAGGGAAGAUGGAUGGAGCGGCUGCCCGUGACUUGGCCUUUGAUAUGUGCCGGACGGACAAGGAAUGUGAUUAUUUCUUUAACUUGGACAUUCAGGUCGUCUUAAAGAAUGAGAACACACUGAAAAUCCUUAUUGAACAAAACCUACCAAUUCUGGCACCGAUGAUAACCCGAGCGGGCCAAUUGUGGAGCAAUUUCUGGGGGGCACUCAGUGCCGAUGGUUAUUACGCCCGAUCUGAGGACUACGUGGACAUCGUCCAAGGACGAAGAGUGGGUUUGUGGAAUGUCCCGUAUGUUUCCAGUGUUUACUUGGUGAAGGCGAGCCUGCUGCAGACAGAGCUGAAAGACUACAAACUGUUCACCUCACAAAACCUAGACUCUGACAUGGCUUUCUGCCACAGCGUUCGCAACAAGGGUGUCUUCAUGUAUGUUAACAAUUUACACACAUUUGGCCGCAUCCUGUCAACAGAAAACUACAAGACAGAACACCUUCAUAAUGAUCUGUGGCAGAUCUUUGAAAACCCGCUGGACUGGCAGGAGCGCUACAUUCAUGAGAAUUACACCCGUGUGAUAAAGGACGAGCUCAUUGAAAAUCCAUGUCCAGAUGUUUACUGGUUCCCAGUGUUUACGGAUGUUGCUUGUAACCAUCUUAUUGAAGAAAUGGAACACUUUGGCAAGUGGUCAGGAGGUGGCAACGUGGAUACCAGAAUCCAGGGAGGCUACGAGAAUGUUCCCACCAUCGAUAUCCACAUGAACCAGAUUGAUUAUGAAAAGGAAUGGCAAAGGUUCUUACUGGAGUAUGUUGCACCAAUAACAGAGAAAAUGUUCCCUGGGUAUUACACGAAGGCUCAGUUUGACUUGGCCUUUGUAGUUAGAUAUAAGCCAGACGAGCAGCCCUUUCUGAAGCCACACCAUGAUGCCUCUACAUUCACUAUAAACAUUGCACUCAAUCAAGUCGGCACUGAUUACCAGGGUGGUGGGUGCCGCUUCCUCAGAUACGACUGCUCCAUCCAGGCCCCUCGGAAAGGCUGGGCCCUCAUGCACCCUGGCCGCCUCACCCACUACCACGAAGGUCUGCCGACCACUGCUGGAGUCCGCUACAUCGUAGUGUCCUUUGUGGAUCCUUGAACUUCAGGAUUACAUAUCCCAGACUAAAUGAGUCACUGUGGCCCCCAGAAUCAACAUUUCUAUCAUUGAAAAUUUUUUACUCCAUCUCCUUUUCAGAAACUUUGGUAAUUAAACAUUUAUUGAGCUCCACGUUGGCUCUAAGCCUCAGUUCAUCACAAUAUCAUGAUGAUUAUGAUUUAACAUAUGUAAGAUCACAGCUUACUGGGAACUUUUACAUGAUGGGAUUUAAAUGCAGUUCUAAAGGCUUUUCUUCAACACAUCAUGCUUUAUUUGAUGCAGUUUUGCUAGUUUUUUCCUGUACACCUGUAUGAAAUCAGCCUUUACUUUGGUUCCUACAUGUUUUUGAAUGCACCAUAAGGACAAAAUUGGGUUACUUUGGAAGUUGGAAUGACAGUUCACCUUAGUCCCAAAACUAAACAGAAAACAGAGAACCCAGACAUGCACAGGGAGAACACGGGAACUCUAUCCAUAAAGACCCCAGGGUGGGAUGUUCUGACUUGUUAACUGGAACUCAUAAAGUGAUGUCAUUCCCAGUUCUUUCUCCAACUAACAAAUUAAAUGGAACAAACAUUAUCAUUGGUGCAUUGCAUCAUGGGAGUUUUAGGCUGCUGUGAUUUAGGAGAUUUUGGGAGUUUAGAAUCAGUGAUUAGAUCCAAUUUGUUGACUUUUAACUCAAGCUUCUCUAAGAUUCUCCAGGGACCACUGAUGCUCCACUUUCAUGUCCAUGUAACUAAAUAUUCUGUUAUCUUUCAUUGUUAAGGUCUUACUACUCAACCUUUGUCCCAGUUAGGUGUUUCUGUUCUCCUUUUAUAUUCAGCAUAUACUGCUGCAUUCAUUUUUAAACCAAAAAGCUUGCAGCAGGAUCUGAAGUAAAGUUCUGCUCCUUUUAGGUCUUGAGUUUAUGGAUCAGAGUCAGAUUCUCUCAGGAGAAAGCCUUUGUUAUUUUUCUUUUUUUUUAGAUGCAUUUAGUUUGAUGUUCAGCUUUGUGUGAAACUGUGACUUCUUAUGUCACCAGUGUCCUUUUCUGUAUCCAAAGCAGUUUUAUUUAGAACUGAAACGCUACAAACUCAGUUUAUUUAUUUUAUUAUAUGUCAGAUUUAAGACCUGGACUACCUGGUUUUCAGUAGAACUGUCUCAUUGGAGAACUUAGGUUUGGAAUCAUUUCAAACAUUGUUGGUCUCGUGUAAGACGCUUAUGAAAGUGGAACAAUAAAAACAGCCAUUUGUUUCA